Anopheles stephensi (Asian malaria mosquito) is the source of this 2835-nucleotide messenger RNA. RefSeq names its product proton-associated sugar transporter A-like. Gene Ontology annotation, biological process: transmembrane transport. Lineage: Eukaryota; Metazoa; Arthropoda; Insecta; Diptera; Culicidae. The transcript has 5 exons. Gene Ontology annotation, cellular component: membrane. Bases 694 to 2535 code for a protein of 613 amino acids. The record is from RefSeq and is a predicted model, not a curated record. Gene Ontology annotation, molecular function: sucrose:proton symporter activity.
CAACCGCUGUGGGAGCGUUCAGUGUGCGGUAGAUAACCGGCUGGUAUAGCACGGGUCCUCGAACUGUCCGUCCCCGGUGUGCGAGUGUGUGCUCAAGUCUCAGACUCAGCUCAGUUUCGAAUCGUUGCCAGUGUGCCACAUUUUACGAAUAGUUUACGGGUGUCACCUUUGCUCUGUCACCGUCCGUCAAUAGUGUGUUGCUGACAGUCCUUGCCAAACUCCCACCCUGAAUGGGACCAGUGUUCCUUGGACGAGCAGUACCCGUUAAGGACACGUGACGUACAGUGAGUUCCCGUAGCCACCAAGUCAAGCAAGUGAAGCUGUGUAAACAGGUGUGUGAGGUGAAGUGAGUGAAAGUUAUGUGCAAACCGUACCCAUUCGCUGACUACAAGACACGACGUCUGAAGGCAGUAAUAAGUCGUCAGCAAACCAUCAGAACAUUAGCGUGCCGUUUCGCACCGUGAACCAGUGGGAGCUCGAAUUGUUCCAAGCGGUGUAAAGAAAGCGAGAAAUUCCCCGGAGUUGAUUUUUUUUUUUCGUUUGCUUGGGGAAGACUAGUUGGAAACAAACGAAGAUCCAAGCAAAGGCGGAAGCGCGGGCACGUUAGGACAAUCGCAGCCGGGCACUAGCAGCAGCAAACCGACAACUUCCAGACGUGCACAGCUCAGCACCUCACUCCAGAGCAGCCUCACAAUGGUCGCCGGUGGUGGUAGCAAUUUCCAUUCGGAGUUUCGCAAUGACCCCGUGGUAAAGGAGAUGAGACAUGUCCGGGAAGAGAAUGCACGGCGCCAAAAACAUGACUACUCACACGUGUUUCGAAAUAAGUCCCGGUUCGAUUUCGUCAGAAUCUCAGCCGUCAUCAUGGGGAUGGAGUUUGUGUACUCCGCCGAGACGGCCUUUGUCUCUCCGAUCUUGCUCAGCAUCGGCAUCGAACAUCAGCUAAUGACCAUGGUGUGGGGCAUCUCACCCCUGAUCGGCUUCUUCCUAUCGCCCGUUAUCGGCUCGAUUAGUGAUCGAUGCCGGUCGAGGUUCGGCCGAAGACGCCCGGUACUGUUUGCGCUCGGUGUCGGUCUGAUAACGGGUUGCAUACUGGUACCGUACGGGAAAAACAUUGGCGCCUGGUUUGGUGAUUUGGGCGAGAUCGUGGACGAUCCGGCCAACACGUUCAACGGUGCCGCAGCCCUGAUAGAUCUCAACGGGACGAUCGUAUCCGACGCGUUCCGAUCGUACAACUUUUACCGGGUCGAUGAAGAAAUUGCCGAACAUCGGACGGACUAUCGGUGGGCGAUCGUGAUCACCAUUAUCGGUACGAUCCUGACCGACUUCAAUGCGGACAACUGUAUGACACCGUCGCGUGCCUUCCUGCUGGACGUGUCGUUGCCAGAGGACCAUGGGCGUGCCUGUAGUACUUUCUCUAUACUUGCCGGACUCGGCGGUUCGAUAGGCUACGCAAUGGGAGGCAUCAACUGGGACAAUACCUCGUUCGGAGAGUUCUUGGGCGGUAGCAUCAAGACCGUCUUCACGCUGGUGGUGAUCAUCUUCACCAUCUGUCUUACCAUCAGCCUGACCAGCUUCCGUGAGAUCCCACUGCCGCUGCUCGAAUCGGACGAACUGCUGCGCCCGCUAACGGAAGCAACGAUCAAGAAGGAGAAAGCACGCCGUCAGAACCAAAUUUUCGUGGUGAAAGAUGUAAGCAAAGCGCUAACGGCUCAGCUGCAAUCGAUCCAAUCGCCCCAGGACGCCGUGCCGCAGAAGAUUAACAAUGCGCUGGUUGAUGUGGAGCGUGCUCCCCCGGCAAAGGAUGCCGAGGUUGAGUUGGAGGAAGAGGAGGAAAACGUACAGAUGGGUCCGAUGGAUUUCAUCAAGAGCAUCGUCAUGAUGCCGAAAUCGAUUGCGAUCCUCUGCCUGACGAAUCUGUUCUGCUGGAUGAGCCAUCUCAGCUACGCGCUGUACUUUACGGACUUUGUUGGUGAGGAGGUGUUUAAGGGCAAUCCGGCGGCACCUUCGUACUCGGACGAGUAUAAGCUGUUUCUGGAAGGCGUCCGGUAUGCCUGCUUCGGUAUGGCCAUCUACUCCAUCUCGUGCUCCACCUGCUCGUUCACGAUCGAGAAGCUGAUCAAGGUGUUGAAGGCACGCACGGUGUACUGCGGCGGGCUGAUACUGGACGCGAUCGGUAUGGCUUGUAUGGCCUUCUUCCCGAACAAGGUGACCGUGUACGUGCUGAGUGCAACCGGUGGAAUCGUGUACGCACUGCUCUUCACGAUGCCGUUCCUGCUGCUUGGACAGUAUCACGCGAAGGGAACGUUUAAGGUGACGAAACCGGGCACAGAGCCAACGCACGAACGGAAGCGAGGUCUCGCAACGGACAUUGCCGUCGUCGGUGGUAUGAUCUUCGUAGCACAAAUCAUCGUUGCCCUCGGCAUGGGUUCGCUUAUCUCCGCGUUCGGCACGACCUCGGUCGUCGUGUUCAGUGCCAGCAUUUGCAGUCUGCUCGCCUCGGUCUGUGCCUCGCAAGUUGUCUACAUGGACCUGUAAUGAGCGGUGCGGUUCGACUAGACCGGCCUCCUAAAGUACAACCAGACAGACCGACAGACGAAUAGCAUGAAAAGCCCACAGUGCGCCGUGGUAUGGUGGGGACCAUUGUGAUACCAACCCAACGUUAUGCAGUGUCUACUACUACUUCGUGCCGAGAGCGUGCUACUACUACUGCUACUACCUGGCACCUUAUUUAAAUCGUGUACAUGGCGGGUGGAACCCAUUUGCUUACUGUUUUAGUGUUUUGUUUUGUAGGUAAUUUGACACAAUAAACAUGCUUCAUGCAUAAUGCCUAGACGA